GUGUGUGAUGGGGAGAUAGAUCUUGUGGCAAAAGUGGAGCGCUGUCGCCAGGCGAUACUGGAGGGUAUUCGGGUGGAAUUUGCGCACCCCCUUCUUCCUCCCAUGCCAGGAGCGGGUGGGCACAAAGUUGGCCCCCCACCCCCCUACCCCAUGGCACACCCCCCAGGCCGUGGCAGAGGCAGAGGAGGGCCAGUCAGGAAUAGCGUACAAGGUGGUGGCGUAGGUAGAAUGUUCUCCCGUGGAGGACAACUACAAGUCGCUGGUGUUGUUGUAGGAUCAUGGGGACCAAACUAUGGCUCCAGCGGUAAUGACUACAGGCCGAGGGGAACAAGAUACCCGCAUAAUGGUGGUGGAAAUAUGCAAGGGAGAAGUGAGUCCAGUAGAUUUUCUCGCACCACUCGAGGCAGACCAACUGUUUUGGCCAAACGCCGCACAAUAAAGAAGCGUGAGAUCCGCUCGAGCCGGGGACGAGGGAUGAGCAUGGAGGCGCCUGGCAAUAGGUGGGGGGUUCCGCAAACCAGCCGCAGUGCAAGAUUUGUGAAGUCGCACCGUGGGAAUGAAGGAGCUCCUGGCCACGCCCGGUGGUGGCUACAGCAGCCAGUCAUCUCCAGUGGGCCCGGACGGGGACGGCCUUUCGCCAAACCCACCCUACACGCCUCAAAGCCACACCUCGAGUGGCCUCAAGAGCCCGGACUCCGGUGUUAAUGUGUCCAUUCUGGAGUAAGGCACUGUGGGUGUUCGCUGACAGAGGUGGCAAAUCGGAAAUUCCAGGCGGUCUCUCCCCCAUAUCCCAGAGAGCAGCUAGUGCCCCCCCUCUGCUUUACAUCUAGCUUAAGAAUAAUUUCAAAUACUGAUACCUGAUAGGAUUAGUAGAGCACUAGCUACAAAUGUUCACUUCGUACCUUUCCUCAAGAGAACACUGCUAGCCAGAAGUACAAUGUGGAAAAGGGCCGUCUUCCCAAGAUUUAGAUCCCACACCAACCGCCAGCAUUUCCACCUCCGUCGCGAGCAACCAACUAAGGCUGGCUGAUGUAUGCAUCAGCCACUGCCUGUGCCGCCACCACUGCCAUUGCCACCACUACUGCUCCAACAACUACCACCAUCUCGGCUGCCCCCACAUCUGCUGAAGUGAAUAUUACACCAAUACCACCACCACCAUUUCUAAGGGGUCACUGCUUUCCUUGCAGUGACUCAAGCUGUGCUAUUGUUGAGGGAUUUACAGAAGAAAUUGCAUCUGCUCUGAUGUGCUAAAUUUGCUCUGGAAAAUAACAGAAAAAAAGUCAAUUGAAUUUGGGAUUUUUAAUAUCAUUGAAUGUAGUAAGACUAUAAUUGUCAGAAGUAAUAUUAAAUAUGAUCUAAUUAAGGUUAUGUGAUCUAAAGAUAUUGAAGAUGUCAGUUUCAAUCUAUUUAAAUUUCACUUGGCUAGUAAAAAAAUAUGUAUAUUUAUAUAGAUAUACAUUUGUAUAAAACUGUCACAUAAGGCAGUGCCAUCCCAUGCCUUCAUUUAGGGCAGCAGUGAUGGAGAAGCUCAUAAGAUGCUCUACACUGACACCAACUUCAGUUUGUGAUGACCUCAAUAAACAGUAGCAAGCUUAAAAAUUGCCAGUUUGAGAGACUUAGGAAUGACAAUUGUCAGAUCUGUCUGUGAUGUUAGAAAAGUUCUAUUGUGAUGAAGUUAGUGAUUGUAAUAUCCUAGAUAACACAUAGGAGAGGCGCAAGUUCUCCAGUAAGCAAAAGAUUCAGCCUUCAAUAGAAAGGUGUAUAUGUAUCUUUGGAUAAUAAUCACUAAUUUCAUCCCCAAUGUACUACCAGAAAGUACAAGGUGGGCAGCUGGAGAAGCUGGCAACCAAAAUAUGCCAUGAAGAGUUGCCAGGCAAUCCUCUCCACUGCUGUUAGACACGAAGUAUAUAUGAAGAUGAAUUUUUAUUUUUAUAUGACUGUUAUAUUGUUAAAAUGGUGAUGGAGACACUUUAUGAAUGAGACUUGUUGGUAUUUGGCAAGUUUGUGGUUGAAGUUUGGGGUGUGAGAUUGCCACAGACCGCCUGGUGUUGAACAAUUUAGCAAUCCUUAAAAUGAGAUUUAACUAAAAUAAAAUGGUUUAGACCCCUUUGAUAAGGUGGCACAUUUGGAUUUUUGCAGGAUGACACUUAUCCUAAAAAGAAAAGGAAGAUUAUAUUUGUAAAUGUGUGUAUAUAUAGCAUUGAUUGAUGAGGAGGCUUAACCCAGUGGGAGAAAAUUUCUAACAUUUUCUAAGGACAACUUGGCUAUUUCAAGGAAUGUUAACAGUACCCAUAUGAUGACUUCAAAAUGCAAACAAUAUUUUGCUAAUGCUCCACUGCUGUUUGGUAAAUUCAGGGAGCUAUGAACUGUAUGGUUCUAAAGGAUGGCGGGGAACUUAAGAAUGGUAUUAUGUUUAUCGUUGUAUUUGGGAUUUAGAUCAUAUAUUUACACGUCCGAUACAUGAUGUUGAAGGUUGUCAGUUAACAGUUCACUCUUUUGUCAGAAUUUGCAUUAAAGCUAAUCUUGUAAGCUCAUGUAGCCAAGGAUGCUACUGGGAAGGGUAUAGCUGAGUUUGUACCCUAUAAUGCAGAAAGAAACUCUUCUGCAUCAAAGUUUACUUUUGAUUUUCUUUAAAGUUUGUGUGCCAUGGUUUCUCAUUCGGAAAAUGAAAAGAAAAAAAAAUUGUAGCUUUUUGCGCACUUCAAGUCAAAUUGUUAAGAUUUCAAAUUUACAGCCUAUGCUAGAAGAUGCUGUCAUGCUCUUUCAGUUUUGUACUGUGUGGAUCAACUUGUAGGUGAACACAAUAUGAUCGGCUUUUAAUUGUAAAGAAUUUUGCCAUUAGUUGUGCAUAUUGCUGCCUUCCCCUAUGAUGGAUGUUAAUCUGAAAGGGAAAUGACUUACUCGAGAUAUUGAUGUAUUGAUAAUGAGAAGAUGUACUUCUGUAUCAAAAUGAGAGGAUUAGAUAAUGUAUCUAUGUGAAGAAUUAGGUCUUACAAGUUUUCUGGCUACUGUAUUGCCAAUUAUGAUGCCCAUGAUAAUUUUUUGAGUAACAACAUGGUGUUUAAUGAUUGAAUUUUAUUUAAAGGGGAAAAAUAUAUUGCCUUCAUUUAUGUAGAACUCUCUACUCCACUGUUACAAGUGGGAGCAAAACUCUUUUUGUUCAUUUAUCUUCUUGCAACAUGUCUGUGUUUCAGUGAGGGGCCCAUGUUUGUGUAAUAUUAACUUAGUGUCAUGUCUUGCUAAUGGAACUCUCACAGUCCUAUCAUGCACUUUACCAUUUGCUUCUUUACGAUACAACAACCCCACCAACAGUUAAUUGGAGUGAGGUAACAUUUUCUGGGUCAACAUUUAUAUAUAAAUUGUCACAGAGUUUUUACCCUCCAUAUCUGAAAGUCAGAGGGAGGCCAGACUACCCCCUGGAGGCUGUGCUUGGGAUGUCUCACACUUGAGAUCUCUCAGGCUCUGAAAGGGAGAGAGCUGGGUUCCUCCCUGGCUGCAGGCUCGACCUUCAGUCCUGGAGUGUCAGUACCGGGUUGCUUCAAUGUACGUUGUAUACAUGCAAUUGAAAAUUUAAUAGCUACUUGCAUCAUAGCAUUAGGAAAUAAUGAUAAUAGUAGGUCUAGUAAAGGCAAGUUUUUUGCCAAAUGUUUCAAAUAGAUUAUGUGUACAUUAUACUCAGUGUUUAACUGCUCAUCAGUUAUGAGCCUUAACAGAGAAGAAUUGAUCAUUUACUGUGUAUGCUAAGGGAGAUAAAUUUAUUAUUACAAAUAUGUGGAAAUGUUUUUCUGCUUAUAACUGAGUAAGUUAUGAGGCACGGAAUCACAAUUUCCCUCUUGUGUUUACUUGUAGUCACAGGCCUCCAUUUCUGAGUGCUGUGUAGGCCCAGAGUUCUCUCAUAUGUGCAGCUGAGAUGAGUGUUUACCUAGGUUGCACUCCAAUGGACACAAUUGUGGUCGCGUUGUGCAGACUGUUGGCGACACUCUCAGGGCAAGUGGUACUCAUGAGACCUACAUUUCACUGAGGAAUGUUGACCAUAAUACAUAAGUGCUUUUAAGUACAUUAGACUCCUGAUUUAUAAGUGCUCUAUGGAAUAUUAUGCCUCCCUCAUUAGGCAGUGCUAAAUAACUUUUUCUUGCAAUUAUUGAAUGGGCCCCUCCUCGAUGUUAUGCUUAAAACAUAAACAUUUAUAGGUGAAUUUUAGUGAGAGAAGGGCAGGAGAUGGCUAUGUAAGCAUUUAUUUCAAACAAGGUUAUUCAGACAUAAAAUUAAUUCUUGAAGGCUUUAGAGAUUAAUCAUUUGAAAAAUAAAGUUUGUUUAUGAACAGGGUAGAUCUUAAAAAGCAAACCCAGAAAGAAUUUGAAAUUGUGUAUAGUACUGUGUUAGCUUUCAGGUGCAUUUCAAAAGGUUUAAUGAAAAUGUGGAAACAACUGUGACCAUGCUUUGGAGUAUGCACAUAAAAACAGACCGGUUUGAAUUUACUAACAGUAUUGACGAAGAGGUAGUAUCAUGGACUUACUGUGCCGAGAAGGGAAACUUUGUGUUUCGUUUAAAGAUAAUAGGUAAUGUGGCAUGACCUUGCCUCCUGUUUGUCUCCCAUCAAAACUCAUCCUGAAACUGAUUGUUGUAUCAAUACUGAAAUGUUAAUUAACCCAAGCAAGUUUGAACAAAUAUGAUAAUUUGAGCAGCAAAAUUGUUUAAAAAACAAGUGACCAUACUAACCUCUAAAAGAAGAAAAACAUGCACAACAAACUUGUUGGGAAUAUUACGUUGUGUGAUUUCAUGUCAUAUGUAGCCUACAUCCUAAAAUCUGAAGUGUUUUUGUGGUGGUAUGUCCUUGCAAAUUUCACUAUUUAGGGGGAACAAAAAACGAGGAAAACAGGCUAAGGGAUUGAAAGGCUGUCUUAAGUGCAAAGAAUGUUUUAUAUCAGUUUGGCAGUGUUGACAAACCAACACAAAAACUUCAGGUAUUAAUCUAUAUCAUUACCCAAUUAGAUAUUUUGUGUGAUUAUUAGCCUGCAGCAUCAAUUUUCAAAAAUCCUAGUUCAGGAAAGAAUGGAGCAGUGUUUAUUCAUGAUUCUACAUGGCUGGAUGUCAAGAGAUUUGGAAGAUAAUGUGAUGUCGUAUGGCUUUUUUCUUCCUGCAAAAUAGCAUGAAAAAAAACAAUGGACUAAAGCAGUGUAUUUAGACUUAUAAGAUGAGUCUGGUUAGCUGGAGGGAGUCAGGUCUGAUGUUCAAAGUCAGUGUGAGACAGUUUGUUUCAAAGUUUAAAAAAAAAAAGAAGAAAAGAAACAUGUCCCCCCUUUUUUGCAAUGGAACCUGGGACUUGUGUGAAAGGGAAUUUACUCUUGUCACCAUGGGAAAGAUGUGCUGCAAUUAGAAAUCCAUAUAUAUUUUUUCUUGUAAAAAAACAAAAAUAAAAAACAUCUGAAGGGUUUUUAGGAGAUGUAUUGAUGUAUAUGUAGAGUAAGAAUCCUCGUUAUUUUGGGAAUUAAAAGAAGAAACGUUCAGAAGAAAAAGAGAGAAACCCACAUGCAAAUUUAUUUAGUUACACUUGACCAUAUUUUUAUUUUUUGAAAAAGUCAGUAUGGGUAAUUUAUUCAUGAUUUUGUGAAUAGCAUAUCUGUUAAAAAUCCUUCCAAAUGUGUAAUAACAGACGGAUAAAAAGAAGAUAAUAUAAUUUAAAAAAGCCUCACCAGCAUUCACGGCAGCUAGAAGGGAAAGAGACAUUUGUUAGGAUGUCACCAGGACUAGUAGAAGUGAAGAUGACGAAAUGAUAUGUCUGGUUUGGAAAGUAAAGGUUGGAUGGAAA
This is a messenger RNA of Penaeus vannamei (Pacific white shrimp), 5809 nucleotides long. The record is from RefSeq and is a predicted model, not a curated record. NCBI's taxonomy places the organism in Eukaryota, Metazoa, Arthropoda, Malacostraca, Decapoda, Penaeidae.